AUGCCACGUAGCACAAGUCUUGAUGUUAUACCAUCAAAAGAAACAGAUUUUUCUAAAACUCCAGAUUUGAAAUCUGUAGAUUCAUUUGGACGAAGUAGUUUAGGUGAUAUAUUCUCUCCUGUCCGUGAAGAUGCAUCACACUUUAAAGGGAUGGAUGAGCUCACUUCUAAAGGAAAUGAUCUUGAUUACUUGGCUCAGUUGAAUUCAGUGCCUGCCACAAGGCGACAUCCUGUUGGUGCCAGUUCACAAGGAAUGCAUUCCUCUCCGUUGCACUUAAUUAUUGGAAGCCCAAUUAAAGAAGAAGAUGAGCCCCAAGAUGUGGAGCUUAAAGCAAGAAGACCAUAUAUUAAAAAGCCAGAUUUAACAGAAAAUUUUAAACCGCCUGCAAAAUUCUCAAACACCGAUCAUAUUAAUUUAAAUACAUCACCUGUGCCUGUAUCACGGACUCCAGAAACAAUUGAAAGAACAGGAAAUCCUAUUCAACCCCAAUUAAAACAAGAUGUUCCCGCUUAUCUUACAAAUGUGGCAAGCCCAAAGUUAUCUACGUCAAUUAGCUCAGACAUUGCUUCCUCCUUGUCAGAAAAAAUAGCUGAUUCUUUGGCUAAUGAGAAAAGUGGAGCCCCCUUAACAUCUGUUCAAAUUAAUUUCAUAAGAAACAUGAUAGAGGAAACGCUUGAUGACUUCCGGGAAGCCUGUCAUAGAGACAUUGUUAAUUUACAAGUGGAGAUGAUUAAGCAAUUUCACUUGCAGUCGACUGAAAUUCAAAUGCUUCUUGAACGAUACUCUAUAAAUGAAAACUUAGUUUCAGAGAUAGAAAAGCUACGUGAAGAGAAUAAAAGGUUACGUACUAACUUUUAA
Messenger RNA from Staurois parvus, 858 nucleotides. The record is from the annotation of a GenBank genome assembly. Lineage: Eukaryota; Metazoa; Chordata; Amphibia; Anura; Ranidae.